Messenger RNA from Pieris macdunnoughi, 456 nucleotides. The record is from the annotation of a GenBank genome assembly. NCBI's taxonomy places the organism in Eukaryota, Metazoa, Arthropoda, Insecta, Lepidoptera, Pieridae.
AUGAUUCUUCUGUUUAUAACAACGAUUUUAUACGCACAUGUGAAUUGCCAGUACUAUGCUUCGCCAUACGUGGUUCAAUCACCAUCUUACGGAUGCAGCUGCUGCUCACCACCAGUCACCUUACAGGCGCCUCCGUCUCCCCCUAUCUACGUGUCCCUUCCCGCCCCAUCUCCAUUUACCGUUACCCCACCGCCACUCCCGCCAAUGCUGAUAGAAUUGCCAAUGCCGCCACCGAUAACGCUAACGCCACCCCCAGGGCCGCCAAUGUGCAUAACCCCGCCCGCAUCGCCCCCUAUAACGAUAAACCCACCUCCAUCUCCCCCCAUUAACAAUCAACCCCCCACCAUUACCACCUAUGUGUGUAACACCGCCUCAGCAACCACCAGUAUUUGUCAGUCCACCGAUUCCUCCGCCAAUCUUCUUGGAACUACCGCUUCCUCCUCCAUUUGUGAUUGA